CCGAAAUCCAAAUCCGCAACUGAAACGAGUGACCGUGCGUGACCCAGGCUUCCCAGGCGCCUGUCGCGACCAUGGAGAGAAAGAUCAAACUAAAAAAACUAAACGAACACAUCACCUGCGAGAUUUGCCGAGGGUAUUUCAUCGAUGCGACCACCGUCACGGAGUGUUUACAUACGUUCUGUAAGAGCUGCCUAGUAAAACAUUUAGAAGAAAACAAUACCUGCCCAACGUGCGAAAAUGUCAUACACCAGUCGCAUCCCUUGCAGUACAUCAGCUUUGACCGGACGAUGCAGGACAUCGUCUACAAGCUGGUGCCAAACCUUAUGGAUAAUGAAUCCCAACGGGAGCGGGAGUUUUAUAAAUCUAGGAACCUACCCUGUCCGAAGGACAUGCCGCUGGUGCACGAUAGUGACGAUAAGGCGAACGAACAAGCGCACCAGGAGGCGGACUACCAUCGGCAAGACGAGCAGGUUAACGUGUGCCUCGAGUGUAUCAACGAUAAGCUGCGUAACCUGAAGCGAAGGUUCAUUCGGUGUAGUUCGCAGGCAACGAUAACGCACCUGAAGAAGUUCCUCGCCCAAAAAUUACUGAACGGUAUCGACAGAUAUAAAGAUAUCGACAUCCUGUGCAAUGACGAGCUGCUGGGGAAGGAUCACACCCUCAAAUUCGUGUACGUUACGCGGUGGCGCUUCAAAGAUCCCCCACUGCGAUUGCAAUAUCGCCCCCGGGUCGAUCUCUAA
This is a messenger RNA of Anopheles nili, 740 nucleotides long. It is a transcript of the gene l(3)73Ah, whose product is annotated as polycomb group RING finger protein 3. Bases 72 to 740 code for a protein of 222 amino acids. Lineage: Eukaryota; Metazoa; Arthropoda; Insecta; Diptera; Culicidae. Gene Ontology annotation, biological process: regulation of transcription by RNA polymerase II. The record is from RefSeq and is a predicted model, not a curated record. Gene Ontology annotation, cellular component: PRC1 complex. The transcript has 4 exons.